Neodiprion fabricii is the source of this 2696-nucleotide messenger RNA. RefSeq names its product zinc finger protein 652-like. NCBI's taxonomy places the organism in Eukaryota, Metazoa, Arthropoda, Insecta, Hymenoptera, Diprionidae. The coding region runs from base 166 to 2397 and encodes 743 amino acids. The transcript has 5 exons. Gene Ontology annotation, biological process: regulation of transcription by RNA polymerase II. Gene Ontology annotation, molecular function: DNA-binding transcription factor activity; RNA polymerase II cis-regulatory region sequence-specific DNA binding. The record is from RefSeq and is a predicted model, not a curated record.
CCCGCCGUAACGCGCUCAAGCGCGUUACGAAAAUGGCGUGUGUGUUGACAAUUGUUAGGUUAUACGCUGAGAAGAUUUUGUUGUCCUAAAAUAGGGUCGCGUGUUCAAUUUCAGCCGCUGAUAUUUGCUCCAAAGAGCGAGUAACGAUCCACCGUGUCUCGCGAGAUGCCUAAAUGUAGCGCACCGGGUUGCGCGAGUAACGAUAAGACGGAAGUAAACGGCAGAACUCUAACGCUCUUCCCAUUCCCCGCCUACGACGAUUUGCUGUCGAGGAAAUGGGAACAAAACUCAAAGGUCUACCAUACGAUGGAUCAGAAGCUGAACGAUCUGAAACUUUGUGAACUUCACUUCGAUUCUACGUGUUUUGUCAUUGGGAAACGAAACGUUUUAAUGCCGAAUGCUAUACCGACGAUUUUUGAUAACAACAAAAGAAGAUUGAACGGAAAGGAAAAAUCUGAUUCUAUUGAAAAUUCGUCCCCCAAGCAAAGACGUUUGCAGAGUCAGCAGAAUGUGACUCUUCGUUCAAAACUGAAUCCCCUUAGUCCACCUGCUUCGAAAGCAUUGGAAAACAAUAUGAAGGCGGAGGGCAAAUUCCUACAGCCGAGCUUAAUAGAGCAGGUGCAGAACAAUAUAAACAAAACAGGUUCGUCAUCUGUGUUCACAAAGCAAAUAGACAUGGGAAAGAAGGUCUACCGCCUGAUAAUAAGAAUCGACAAAGUCUGCGAAGACCAGACCGUGCAACAAGAGCCAGUGAAAGUAGUGAAGAAAGGAAGGCCAGCAUCCAAAGUCAAGCAGGUACCUGAAUUAGAAAUGCCUGAAGCGGAAGCAUCCUUGGAGCUGGCAAAAAUUGAAGAAAUAACGUCCAGAGGAUUGAAAGAGAUGGAAGAAACACCGUCCAGAGGAUUAGGAAUGAUCGAAGAAACGAUGUUGAGAGGAUUGGGAACGAUCAAAGAAACGAACACCAAAAAAUCAGAUACGGUCGAAGAACAGGAGUCCACAGGUUCAAAAAUAAUCGAAACAGUGGUGUCCAAAAGGCUGGAAAUGAAGGAAAGAAAAACAUCUAGAGGUUUGGGUACAGUCGAGGCAAAGGCAUCCAAGGGAUUAGAAGUGGUACUGGCAAAUCCGUCCAAGGGUUCGGAAAAAACGGUGGAAGCUAAGGUACCAAGAGGUUCGGGAACAGCAGAAGUAGAACCUCUGUCAAGAAAUUUGGGUAUAGCAGAAACAAAAGUAUCAUCAGGCUUGGGGACGAUAAAUGCAAAAGCAUCAAGAAGUUUGGGAACGGUCGAAGGAAUGGCGUUCACAAGUUUGGAACCACUAGAACGAAACAACAGCGAAGUUAAUCCUUGUUUAAAAACUGGUUGCAAAUUGAAGAAAACAAUACUGCACUCAAAGCCUGUAUUUCAAUGUGAACGGUGCAACAAGUACUAUGUUGUGAAGGAGAAUGCAAAGAGUGCAAAUGCGUGGGCUUGCUAUAUUUGCCAGGAAUCCAUGCCGAAUGCUGAGUUACUGGGAUAUCACAUAAAGAAACAUUUCAACUGCGACAUAUGCCAGCUGCAGUGCAUGACCCAAUUGUCCUUUGACAAACAUAGAAAGCAUCACGUAAGCACAGAUCCUCUGUUACCCUACAAGUGUCACAAGUGUUCGAGUACGUUCGAGGUGAAAGCGGACGUACGCCAGCACUGUGCCGACAAACACUCAAAGAAUCAAAAGCGAGAAGCUAUGACAGAAGAAAGAACUGAGAAGGAGGUUGAAGCCAAGCAGACCUCUUCCGGCCAGGUGUCGUUUCAGUGUGAGUAUUGUUACGUUUCGUUUAAAACGGAACAGGCCUACAAAAGUCACGUUCAUUUGCACAUGGGGAACAGCGGCUACGAAUGCGGUGUUUGCUGCAAGAAUUUUCAGACCACCAAACACCUGGCUGCUCAUCAAGCGAGGCACUCUGAGCCUGUCAAGGCGUCCAAGGGCCUCAGUAUUAUCCAGAAUCGUCAACCCAAGACUCGCACCAUUGCCGUCGCUAAGGAAAAUCCACAGAAACAACAAUCGCCACACCCCUGCACAAUAUGCAACAAGAUAUUAGAAUCCGAAUCCGCACUCGAUAUUCACAUACGAGGUCACUUGUCAAAUGCUCGCCGGUGUCCUCUGUGCCAUAAAGCUUUCAUCAAUAAAACCACACUCGGGAUACAUUUUAAAACUCAUAAGAAAGCUGUGCCGAGUCCGAUGGAAAAGAAAUUGGGCGAGAACAGAAUAUACAACUGCACUUUGUGCCCUGAAAGAUUUGACAAACGUUCUCAGUUGUACAAUCACAUUAUGACGCACCUUGAACAGAUUCACGGAGAAGGCGAAGAACCGGUUUUCGACAGUCUCGAUCAACUCCUCGAAAGCGAUGAAGACCUAGUGUAACAGCUCGUUUCUAAAUAUCUAAAUAUUAAGAAAAAAAAAAGAAAAUAUAUUAUUAUAUGCAUAGAUACAAUGGGAGUUUUAUACCUGGAAAUGUUUUUCGACAGAAAAUUCUUACAAAGGGUCAAAAAAUAGCACUGAAGUACGUUUGGUUUAUUUACAUUGUAGUGUCUAUAGUUGAAAUGUAUUAUUACACGCAUUGCCGAUGCAAGUUCAUUUGUAUGCAUAUAAUACAUGUACUAAAACUGACUGCUUUACAGUUUUUCAAACACUGUAUGGAAUAAAAGUAUAAAUAUUUUUCA